Molecule: messenger RNA, 1032 nt
Organism: Cucumis melo (muskmelon)
Lineage: Eukaryota; Viridiplantae; Streptophyta; Magnoliopsida; Cucurbitales; Cucurbitaceae
Product: glycine-rich cell wall structural protein 1-like
Exons: 1
Coding region: 1-1032 (343 amino acids)
Source: RefSeq, a predicted model, not a curated record
AUGCCUCGAUCUUCUUUCAAUUUUUUUUGUUUUAUACUUCUUGUUUUAACCCAACUUAGUUUUGGCUACGGCUGGGGAUUUGACAAUGAAGAUUCUUGCCGGUAUUGGAGGGGAUGUGGAACCUUCUUUGGAUGGCCAGCUGACAAGCCCGGUUCUGGAGGUGGUGGUGGUGGUGGAGGGAGCGGUGGUGGCGGAGGCAAUUCAGGAGAUGGGGUUGGGUUUGGCCAUGGUGAAGGUUAUGGAGCUGGGUUUGGUGUAGGUGGUAAUGGCGGAGGUGGAGGCGGCGGUGGCGGUGGGGGAGGUGGGUCUCGAGAAGGGUAUGGUCAUGGUAGUGGAUAUGGAGCUGGAGGGGGUGGGGUGGCUGGUGGAGGCGCAGGAGGAGGAGGAGGAGGUGGCGGUGGUGGUAGUGGUAGUGGUAAUGGUGGAAAUGGUUAUGGCCAAGGAAUGGGAUUCGGUGCAGGAUUUGGAUUAGGCGGAGGAGGUGGCGGUGGUGGAGGAGGUGGCGGUGGAAAUUCUGUUUUGGGAGGGGAGGCGUAUGGACAUGGAAGUGGGUUCGGGGGAGGUGGAGGAAUGGGAGGCGGAGGAGCUGGAGGAGGAGGUGGCGGCGGCGGUAGUGGAGGAGGAGGAGCAAAUGGAGGAAAUGGCUAUGGUAGUGGUUUUGGAGGUGGCAUAGGUAGCGGAGGCAGCGGUGGUGGCGGGGGCGGAGGAGGAGGGGGUUCAAAUGGAGGAACUAGUAACGGUCAUGGCAGUGGUUUUGGGGGCGGAGUAGGAAACGGUGCGGGUGGCGGUGGUGGGGGCAGCGGCGGAGGGGGUGGAAUAAGUAAUUCAAAUGGAGGAUAUGGUAAAGGGGAGGGCAGUGGAUUUGGUGGCAGUGGCAAGGGAGGAGAAGGAAUGGGGAUGGGAUUUGGAAUGGGUUUUGGUAUGGGAAUUGGAUUUGGGAUGGGAAACAACAACAACAAUAACAAUAACAAUGGAGCUUAUGAUUACAAAAAUGAUGAAUCUAAAGUUAAAACCAAUGUUGCUCAACCCUAA